Messenger RNA from Aspergillus tanneri, 714 nucleotides. RefSeq names its product lipase family protein. The coding region runs from base 1 to 714 and encodes 237 amino acids. The record is from RefSeq and is a predicted model, not a curated record. Gene Ontology annotation, biological process: lipid metabolic process. NCBI's taxonomy places the organism in Eukaryota, Fungi, Ascomycota, Eurotiomycetes, Eurotiales, Aspergillaceae. The transcript is spliced from 4 exons.
AUGCCAGCAUACCACAUUGACAUGAUACUGUACUAUGUGUUCAAGGAGAUCAUUCGCUAUACAAAGUUUGCUGCUGCUGCUUAUGUUGACUACUGUGCAACUCCUCCAUAUGGCUCUUCCGUUGUUCAGUAUUUUAACGACGAGUACACUGACACACAGGCGACACUAUUCCGUGACGACCUCGCAAAAGAGUUGAUCAUUGCUUUUCGGGGUUCCUCAUCCCCCACCGACCUAGACACCGAUGUUGAUUUUAACCUUGUUCCAGUCACUGCAGGCGGAAUCAGUUGCGCAGACUGUCUAGUACAUCGGGGAUUUCAAGUUGCAUAUGAGUCUAUUUCCAAUGACGUUGCCUCCACCAUUCAAUCGACCUUGUCAUCUACCUCAGGCUACAGCAUAACCGUUACUGGUCACUCUCUGGGAGCUGCCCUAGCAGCUAUUGCAGCCCCGGCUUUAAUUAAUAAAGGCAUCCGUGUCGCCAAAACUUUCACCUUUGGUGAGCCUCGGAACGGAAAUGCAGCCUGGGCGUCCUAUGUGUCCUCUGUAGUCCCAGACUCAAAUUACUACAGGGUGACACAUGCGAAUGAUGGAGUUCCACACAUUCCUCCUGACAUCCUGGGAUUUCAGCACCACGGUCCUGAGUACUGGGAGAGCAAGUCGGAUGCCAGCAACACAGCUACAACCGUCUACUACUGCGGCAAUAACUCCACGUUGUAA